Salarias fasciatus (jewelled blenny) is the source of this 1030-nucleotide messenger RNA. It is a transcript of the gene tcea2, whose product is annotated as transcription elongation factor A (SII), 2. Gene Ontology annotation, molecular function: nucleic acid binding; zinc ion binding. Bases 28 to 1020 code for a protein of 330 amino acids. The record is from RefSeq and is a predicted model, not a curated record. The transcript is spliced from 10 exons. NCBI's taxonomy places the organism in Eukaryota, Metazoa, Chordata, Actinopteri, Blenniiformes, Blenniidae. Gene Ontology annotation, biological process: DNA-templated transcription; transcription elongation by RNA polymerase II. Gene Ontology annotation, cellular component: nucleus.
CCCCGCGGCUCAGACCGACGGGCAGACAUGGCGGGGCGGCCGGAGGUGGAGCGCAUCGCCAGGAGGCUGGAGAAGAUGGUGCAGAAGAAGGACACGACUGGCGCUCUGGACCUGCUGCAGGAGCUGAAGAGCGCUGAGAUGUCCCUGGAGACCCUGCAGGCCACCAGAGUUGGGAUGUCGGUGAACGCGGUGAGGAAAGAGAGUUCAGACACGGAAGUUCAGACUUUGGCCAAAGCCCUGAUCAAAUCCUGGAAGAAGCUGCUGGAGGGGAAGUCCGAAGACAAGGAGAAGAAAAAAGAAGCUUCUUCUCCCUCGUCGACCUCCAGCGACUCUGCUCCGGCCAAGCAAGGCAGCAAAACACCGGAGGAGAGCCCCCCCGCCCCGAACGCCCCCCCCAGCUCCGCCUCCGCCCCCCCCGCCCGGGUCGCCUCCUUUCCCGCGGCCCCCGUCACGUCCGACAGCGUGAGAAACAAGUGCCGAGAGCUGCUGGUUUCCGCCCUGCAGACCGACGAUGACUACCGGACCAUCGGCGUGGACUGCGUCUCCCUCGCCGCGCAAAUCGAAGAUGAGAUCUACCAGGAGUUCAAAUCCACCGACGUGAAGUACAAAACCCGGCUGCGGAGCCGCAUCUCCAACCUGAAGGACCAGAAGAAUCCCGACCUGCGGCGGAACGUCCUCGGUGGAACCAUCUCCCCUCAGCGCAUCGCGUCCAUGACGGCCGAGGAGAUGGCCAGCGCCGAGCUGAAGCAGAUCCGGGAGGCUCUGACCAGGGAGUCCAUCCGGCAGCACCAGCUGUCCAAGUUCGGCGGGACGGAGACGGACAUGUUCGUGUGCAGCAGGUGUCAGGGGAAGAGCUGCACCUACACCCAGGUGCAGACCCGCAGCGCCGACGAACCCAUGACCACCUUUGUUUUGUGUAACGGUUGCGGCAACCGAUGGAAGAUUGACCCUGCGGUCUCCUGCAGCCAAUCAGGAGUGCUCGUCCAUGUGGGCGACGGACAGUGGAGAGGUCAAAGCUGAGAGGUCACAG